Drosophila sulfurigaster albostrigata is the source of this 942-nucleotide messenger RNA. Its product is annotated as G-protein coupled receptor Mth-like. Gene Ontology annotation, molecular function: G protein-coupled receptor activity. The transcript has 3 exons. NCBI's taxonomy places the organism in Eukaryota, Metazoa, Arthropoda, Insecta, Diptera, Drosophilidae. The record is from RefSeq and is a predicted model, not a curated record. Bases 106 to 942 code for a protein of 278 amino acids.
GUACACUAGUACACUUACCGCAGUAACAAUAAAUACUUCGAGGAAAGCACCUCGUUCUAUUCACUAUGCUCAAAUAAUAUAAUAAAAGUGUAUCUAAAAAUAAAUAUGUUCACAAUAAUAAACGCUCUUUUCAUACUGAAAAUCCUUGUUGCCGUAGCAGAGGACAGUCAAGAAUGUGGAUAUUUUGACACUGUGGAUCUUAGUGAUAGCCAAAGACGUGAUGAUGGAUCAUAUUUGUACAACGAUAUUUUAAUUCCAAGUGAGAAAGUUCAAGAAUAUAGUUAUCGGAUAACAGUGUUCGAUUCUAAUAAGACAGUCGAUCCUUAUAUGAGAGGUUGUCUCUGUCACAUCAAAUCGUGUGUGCUUUUAUGUUGUGAACCAACAAACCUAAUGCAAAACAAAAUUUCCUUAAAUAUGACGCUUAUAAACGGAACUGAGUCGCAAGUUGAUGUAAGAAAUGAAUUCGUAGUGCAAGUAAAAUAUGAAAUACCAUGCGAUGUGUUGGAUGAUCCAAAUUAUAAUGAGCAGACCCAACCCGACUGGAAACUAUUUCAGGAUGGAACGCUUUAUAAUCUGACCAGUAAUAGCGCUCUAGAAAAGCAAGACUAUUGCUUGAUGCCACAUAAAUUAGAUGAAAAUUAUUAUCUUUUACCUCAGAUCAUAAAGAAGGAUAGCGAAACUCUUGUAGAGCUGGACAUUAUUAGUGUCAUAAGAGUUAUCUCUGUGUUCUGCAUAGUUAUAAUUAUUGGUGUCUAUUUGUAUUUGCCUCAUUUGCGAUCCAGAGCCUACAGUCAAUGUUGUUUAUAUUACUUUAUAUGCCUCGUCAUAAGUUUUAUAUUACUGUUGGUAGAACCAGUAGCGAGGAGCAAAUCAAUAUCAAUAUCAAUAUGCUAUUUCAUAGGUAAUUAUAACUUGAUUACGAAAGUCAACUCAUUAAAUUAA